This is a messenger RNA of Phragmites australis (common reed), 2997 nucleotides long. RefSeq lists its product as uncharacterized. NCBI's taxonomy places the organism in Eukaryota, Viridiplantae, Streptophyta, Magnoliopsida, Poales, Poaceae. The record is from RefSeq and is a predicted model, not a curated record. The transcript has 3 exons. The coding region runs from base 1 to 2997 and encodes 998 amino acids.
AUGGAAGCUGCGUCUCAGCCCCGCCAUCCUCCUCCAGCAGGGGCAGGGGGCGCACCUAGUUACCAGAUAGGCGCCACUCCUCCGCCUAUUAUUGCAGCACCAGCGAAUUCAGUUACACACACUGUGCCGGCUUUAACAUUAAGAGAUUACCACAGUAUUGCAGAAGAUGUGGUUAACAGGAGAAUGUGUCAGCUGGCGACCGAUCAGGCCCCAAGAACAUUAGAAAGCGAGCUAGAUAAGCCAUAUGAAUCAUGGCACGACCGAGUUGCAUUUCCCGCAGGUUGGCAUCCGCCGAAGUUCCGCCUGUUUGAUGGAACCGGGGACGCCACUGAGCACCUUGUAUAUUUUGAGUCGGUAUGUGGAGAUACCGCCAACAACCCUUCAUUAUUACUGCGCCAGUUCUCGGCUUCCUUGACGGGAGCCGCCUUCCACUGGUAUAGCCGUUUACCUGCAGGUUCGGUACCUAGUUGGGUUGCCAUGAAGGAGCUCUUUAAAUCACAUUUUAUCACCAUGAGGAAAGACAUCUCGAUUCUAGAGUUGUCUCAAAUAAAGCAAAGGCGGGACGAGAGAAUUGAAGAUUACAUCGUCCGCUUCAGAAAUAAUUAUGUUCGACUUGCAAGAGAGAUGCAUCCAGAAGAUGCUGUGCAGAUGUGCAUCCACGGCAUGUUGCAACAUUGGUUGGUCGGCGUGUCAAGACGUGACCCCAAGACGUUUAGCUCGCUUGGUGAUGCUGUUGCAGCCACCAAGUUGGAGUUCGAAAAGGUACCCCAUAUCAUGGAGAUGUACAAGAACGCGGGCUCUGUUGAUAACACUCGGCGCUUUGGGACGUCAAGCAAGCCAACAGGGAAUGGCAACAAAGGGAAGGCACCCGUUGAGUCAAAUGCUACGAGUACCGUUCCAGUUUUCGGUCUAAAAAAUGAGCGGCCAAGACCAGCGGUACGCCCUAAUGUCCGGGAAAUGUUAAAUAAACAGUAUGUCUUCCGACGGGACCUUAUCAAGAGCCUCUUUGAACAAAUGAACGAGCAAAAGCUUGUAAAUUUACCUACUCCGGCAAGGCCCGAGCAGGUCGCCAUGAUUGAGAAUCCCUUGUAUUGCCCAUACCAUCGGUAUGUAGGGCAUAUCAUUGAGGAUUGUAUUGCUUUCAAAGAAUGGUUGCAAAGAGCGGUUGAUGAGAAAAGAUUGGCCCUCAAACCUGAAGCAAUGAACCCUGAUUAUCGUACUGCUAACAUGGUGACGGUGAAGCAUGAUGUGUCAUCGUCCGUCCAUAUAAACAAAGAAGAAGAGUAUUGGGUGCCAUUCAUCCAAGUAGAAGAUCAGUUUGAGAGGCUUCGGCUCACGCCCAUCACUCAUCGUGAGAAGGAGCAACAGUGGCAGCAGGUACCGCAAAGGCACCCUCCAAGAGCUCAGCGAUCAAGCUAUCAAGUUAAUCCUCCAUCAGUGCGGAUGCAAAGUGUACUGCGUGAUCCAAGUCAACGACGUAUGCCUCCCCGAUUCAUUCCCGAGUCGGAGGGAGACGAGUCUUUCCCACGAAGAAUCACCACGUUGCCUACACUAGGUCAAUUCUUCCCUGAGACCUGGGGGCAGCCAACGACGUCAAGAGAUGAACACGUCCUCGACACUACUUCGUCCUCCGAGGUGGCGCCAUGCAAUGCUAUCACUGCGAGUGAGGAUGAGGAGGACUCAAACUCGGGAGUCGCUAUUACUCCCGAAGAGCGUGAGGCUCUUGAAGCGGAAGCUGCAUCUACUGAGGAGGGUGACAUGGAAGAAGUACAUAUGAAUUUGAGGAACGGGAGAGAACUUCCUGAGCCAGUAAAGCUCCAACGGCCUCGAAUUGAAAAGGCCGAUGGGUUGCAACGUGAAAAGCUCCCCACUAAAGAAGCCAAGCCUUCAUCAUCAAAAGCAUUAGGUAACGGGGAUGAGGGCGUGGAGUACAAUGUCAUUGCUCACUUAAAGCGCAUUCCAGCAUUACUGAGCGUUUAUGACGCAUUGAUGCUCAUGCCAGAUUUAAGAGAGGCCUUAAUCAAGGCCCUUCAGGCUCCUCAUGUAUAUGAAACGGCUAUGGCUAAACAUCGACUCCUUAGCAUCCUAGCCGAAGCCAAUGAAAUAUCAUUCUCUGAGGAAGAUAAGAUGGUUGAAACCAAUAACCAUAAUCGACCACUCUACAUUGAAGGAAACAUUGGGAGCGCACAUCUUCGCCGUGUACUCAUAGACCCUGGCUCGGCGGUCAACCUUCUGCCUAUUCGCAGCUUGACCCGAGCCGGGUAUACUAUGGAUGAUCUCGAGCCCACCAGUGUGGUUAUAUGUGGAUACGAUAGCAAUGGGAGCAAAGCAUUGGGCUCGAUCACUGUAAAGCUGCAAAUGUCCACUUUCAGCUUUAAGGUGAAAUUCUUCGUGAUUGAGUUCGUAACAUCCUAUUCGGCGCUAUUGGGUAGACCGUGGAUUCACAAAUACCAAGUCGUCCCGUCUACAUUGCACCAGUGCUUCAAGUUUAUGGAUAACAAGGGAGAGCAACACCGGAUCAUCGGUAAUCUCUUCCCGUAUACGGUGCAAGAGGUGCACCAUGCAGAUGCUAAGUACUUCUUCCCGGGCACCGGAGGAGAAGAACGUUUGGGGCGCUCUAACCCAGCAGCCGAUGUUGUGAUUACACCUGACCCGACGUCUUCUAGUUCUGAGAUGGAGUUCCUCAUCACACCAUGCUCCAGGCAACAAGGCUCUCUCCCUCGCGUUCGUGGGAGUAUGGACCGAGGAAGGCUUCGAUCACGUGCUCCUGUGUCUCGACGACAACAAGGAUCGGGGGCAAUUAAAGAAGACAGGUCAGAUCCUGAAGAGGAUAAGGAGGAGAUUAUCGGGACUCUAAGGGUUGCACCAAGCAUGGUCCCCUUGCUCGAGAAGUCCGGAAUCAAGCUACGGAGGAACCAGAGAUUACCAUCUCCGCCCAACGUGAAGACUGGGGGCACGAGGAUGAAGAAGAAGUGCCAUCCGAUGAAGAGGACUUGA